Messenger RNA from Striga asiatica, 840 nucleotides. The record is from the annotation of a GenBank genome assembly. NCBI's taxonomy places the organism in Eukaryota, Viridiplantae, Streptophyta, Magnoliopsida, Lamiales, Orobanchaceae.
CAUUUGCAAGCCCAACAAAUUAGUCCUUAAUUCAUAUAAUCAAACACUUCAAAUUUACCCAAAUUAAAAAAUUAUAAGAAAAUCAGCUCCGACAUGGGUGUUCUUGGUGCCAUUGCAAGACAUUUGGAUGCACUCGUUGGACCAGGCGUGAUGCUUUUAUAUCCCCUUUACGCGUCGAUGAGGGCAAUUGAGAGCCCUUCAACCCUUGAUGAUCAACAAUGGCUGACUUAUUGGGUUCUCUACUCUUUCAUAACCCUUUUCGAGCUCUCUUGUUGGAAAGUUCUUCAAUGGCUUCCUUUCUGGCCAUACGUGAAGCUUCUAUUCUGCCUGUGGCUGGUGUUGCCAAUUUUCAAUGGAGCAGCUUACAUAUACGAGAAUUUCGUGAGGACUUAUGUGAAAGUUGGAAGGAAUAAUGUGGGCUCGAAUUAUCCAGAAGGUCAGAGGAAGGUUCUACAAAUGAUGAGCCUUGAUGCAAGAAAAUCUGUUGAGAGAUACAUUCAGAAAUAUGGCAACGAAGCAUUUGAAAGAGUCGUCAAGGCGGCAGAGAGAGAAGCAAGAAAACACUAAUGAUCACAAGUAACAUUCCUCGCAAUCUAAAGGAGAACAACAACAAAUUAAUAUUAGACUACAAAAGAAUAUGUGACAAUUGUGAAUUUUAUUUGGUCUUUAAGCUAGGUGAAGCUGUUCCUGCACUUAAUUACUUCAUCAUAUUAAUGAUUUAUCUUUUGUAACAUCUGUAAUACAUCGUUUAUUAACCGAUCGGGAACAUAUGAAUUGAAAUGGAAUGGGCUUACUUGUGGUAGAAUAUCCUUGGUGUAAUAAUAUUUGGUCUUAUAAUUA